Molecule: messenger RNA, 1892 nt
Organism: Acanthisitta chloris (rifleman)
Lineage: Eukaryota; Metazoa; Chordata; Aves; Passeriformes; Acanthisittidae
Gene: NAP1L1
Product: nucleosome assembly protein 1-like 1
Exons: 14
Coding region: 15-1199 (394 amino acids)
Biological process (GO): nucleosome assembly
Cellular component (GO): nucleus; chromatin
Molecular function (GO): histone binding; chromatin binding
Source: RefSeq, a predicted model, not a curated record
UGAAAUCUAACAGAAUGGCAGACAUAGACAACAAAGAACAGUCUGAACUUGAUCAACAGGAUAUGGAAGAUGUUGAAGAAGUAGAAGAAGAAGAAAGUGGUGAAGAUGCCAACAGCAAAGCUCGGCAGUUGACUGUGCAGAUGAUGCAAAAUCCUCAGAUUCUUGCAGCCCUUCAGGAAAGACUUGAUGGUCUGGUAGGAACAUCUACAGGAUACAUAGAAAGCUUGCCUAAAGUUGUUAAAAGACGUGUGAACGCUCUCAAGAACCUGCAAGUUCAGUGUGCACAGAUAGAAGCAAAAUUCUAUGAGGAAGUUCAUGAGCUGGAAAGGAAGUAUGCUGCUCUCUAUCAGCCUUUAUUUGACAAGCGAAGUGAAAUCAUCAAUGCAAUUUAUGAACCUACAGAAGAAGAAUGUGAAUGGAAAACAGAUGUUGAAGAAGAAAUUUCAGAGCAAAUGAAAGAGAAAGCCAAGAUUGAGGAUGAAAAAAAAGAUGAAGAAAAAGAAGACCCUAAAGGAAUUCCUGAGUUUUGGCUGACAGUAUUCAAGAAUGUGGACUUGCUCAGUGAUAUGGUUCAGGAACAUGAUGAACCUAUCCUGAAAUACUUAAAAGAUAUAAAAGUGAAAUUUUCAGAAGCUGGACAGCCUAUGAGUUUCACAUUAGAAUUUCAUUUUGAACCAAAUGACUACUUCACAAAUGAAGUGUUGACGAAGACGUAUAGAAUGAGGUCGGAGCCAGAUGAUUCUGAUCCCUUUUCCUUUGAUGGACCCGAAAUCAUGGGUUGUACAGGUUGCCAAAUAGACUGGAAAAAGGGAAAGAAUGUUACUUUAAAAACCAUUAAGAAGAAGCAGAAACAUAAGGGCCGUGGAACAGUUAGGACAGUGACAAAAACUGUUUCAAAUGACUCGUUCUUCAAUUUCUUUAAUCCUCCUGAAGUUCCUGAAAAUGGAGACCUGGAUGAUGAUUCUGAGGCAAUCCUUGCUGCAGACUUUGAAAUAGGUCAUUUCCUGCGUGAGCGCAUAGUCCCCCGGUCAGUGUUGUACUUCACAGGAGAAGCUAUUGAAGAUGAUGAUGAUGAUUAUGAUGAAGAAGGUGAUGAAGAGGCAGAUGAUGAGGAGGGAGAAGAAGAAGCCGAUGAUGAAAAUGAUCCUGAGUAUGACCCAAAAAAGGAUCAAAACCCAGCAGAAUGCAAGCAGCAGUGAAGCAGUGUGUAUGUGGCCUUGAGGAUUACCUGCACUGUAAUAGCCUAAAUAAAACUAUUAGUUACUUACAGCCUUAUGUUUUGUAUCUUGGUAGAAUUAAGUAACCAAUUUGUUAAAAAAAGAAAUCAAACACAUAAGAACCAGUUUAAAAUGUAGGUUCAAUCUACCUAGCAUUUUAACAGUAUAAUUUUCUGCCAAUAUGUAGAAUGCAGUAAAUCCCCUAAAGCAUGAAUGUUAAUUCAAUGCUACAUAGUUUGGUUCUUGUGAAGUCUUUGUCAUGUAGCUAUUAGACUGCAGCUGUGAAGAUUAUCAGAACUGUUAACUGAGACCAAUAUUUGUUUAGAUAAAACUUUCUCCUGAAGAACCAACCAAAGUAUUUUUUCAGCCCAGUAGUCUGAACGGGUUUAAGUCUGCUUGCACUAGCUGUGCCUUCAUUACUUUGUUAGAGAAAUGGCAGUGACUUGUACUAACUAGGAGAUGAUGAUGCAUUUGGAAUUUGACUACUUGAGAAGACUAGUACAACUUGUUUAAUUUCCAACGAGACCACAUUAAACAUUCAUAGGUGUCAGCUUGUUUAUGCUAUGGGUUUUGUAUUUUAUGUGACACGGUGAUCUACAAAAGAAACCUAGCCAUUAUGUUAAGGUUAUUGUUUACCACUGGGGUGUGAAUAAAACCUAGUAUUUUCAGAAGCUA